AUGGCACUCAAAGACGCCGUCAAAAGCAGUACUUCUACGACUACCCCCAAGACUACAGUGCUUUGCCCGGGAGGAAUGGUGGAUGGUGAGCAAAUCAGUCGCAACGAAGAAGAUAAACAAUUCGCGGGUCACCAUCCAGACCUCCAGAGAGUAUGUGUCGUCAAUUGCGCUACCGGCAAACGUAUUAUACCCAACCAUGUUCCGGACCGUCUCGAGAAUGAAUGCUUUGAAGGACAAGUCAUGUUGAUGAUACGUACUCCCGACUGUGAUGAUCCCAAGGAACGACUGUCGACUAUGGGAGAAACACCCGAGCGGAUUUCCGAAUACCUUCGAGGCAAGCAAAGGCGCUUUGAAUUCCAGUUUCAAAUAAAACUAAAAAAGGUACCCACGGGGCCCUUGUUCCUGGGAUGUGAAUUGGAACAUCCCAUCAAGGUAUCCAGAUGGACCAAGGGAUUGGCUGGGGUGCUCUUGGCCAUGAUUCGAAGAAUCAAUAGUGGAUUCCACUACAGUUGGGGAACCGAUGCCAACCUGAAAACCGACCCGGUAAACCCCAAUGACAUUGAAAUGGGACUCUACGAAAAGACCCAUCUUUCCUUCCCUGUCGAGGCCAGCAUGGAUCGAAUCGUUAUUACCAAACCAGGCGAGGAACCCCCAAAAUUGGGGCACGAACUGUACGAAUCCAAUGAAUCGGUCAAGAGGCGACGACGCAUGGGAGCGGGAUGUGUCGACUGGAAUCUAGAAGACACCUACACCAUGUGUUUGUGGAGUGCGUACUGCGAUUGGAUCCAAUGGAAGUCUCUCAACGUACCCGGGGUACGUCCGUUUGCCUUGGGAGCCGUCACGGGCAAGCAACCCAUAUAUCUCAGUGUCUACGAGUUACCGGCAUACACACCGCAAGAGUACAAAAAGAAGAAACCGGCUCACUACCGCAAGGAUCUUCGUGUGUACACUCGUCUCGAAUUCUCCAACUUUGAGAAAACCGAAGGGGGAUUGGCAGAAAACCUCGAAGAUAUUAGGGCGAUCAAGGACCAUACCAGGAGUGAAUGCUGUUCUAUUGGCACGGAAUCAGUCGCCUCCGAUGAUCCGGAUUUGGAAAAACUGUAA
This is a messenger RNA of Seminavis robusta, 1104 nucleotides long. Lineage: Eukaryota; Bacillariophyta; Bacillariophyceae; Naviculales; Naviculaceae. The record is from the annotation of a GenBank genome assembly.